AUGGAUUCGCUCUCUAAGAAAAUCCAGAAUUUAGGAGUUCAUGACAUUAGAAAUGCUGCUCGGUUUGCGCAAAACGUUAUAGUCCAAUAUGAGCCUUACCAGGUCGAUAUUAGACGUGCAACGAACACAGACUCAUGGGGUCCCACGCCCAAACAUCUGUUUAAGGUUAUGCGCAACAAAUACCAGGUUCCGCUGCAUUUGAUGACGGAAUACACGUUGAAAAGAUUGGUGGAUCAUAUUGCAACGAGACCCAAGAAUCUGUACGAAAAGGCCCGUAAACAGUACGUCAAUUACGGGAGUGAGUGGCGGGUAGUUCUCAAGUGUAUGGUGGUGCUGGAAUUUUUGUUGUUAAACGUUGAUAGUGGCUCUGAGCUCGACCAAGUCACAGGCUGCUUACUCACGCACAAACACAUUCUACUUCGCGAUGUGAUGAAUUUCCGCGUGGAUUUCAGUGCAGACGGCAAGAUGGAAGUGCACGAACGUGGAAUCAAGAAAAAAUGCGAGACUAUAAUCCAAUAUUUGGAAGAUCCUGCUUUUUUGAAAAAAGAGCGCUCCAAACAUGUCAAAAAUGUGGCCAAAAUUCAUCAAUCGGCAAGUGCUUACGCGACAACGGCUUCAGCUCCUUCUGUAGUGGGCCAAGAUCCGGUUUACGGCUCCUACGACGACGACGAUGACGAUGACGAUGAUAUGGACUCCUACAGGGUUCAGGCCACUGCUGCAACCUCCAACACCCCCGCUUCUAGACGAAGAACCUCUGCAGCAGAUGAGCAACGACGCCAAAAGCGGGAGAUCUUGAGAGAGAAAAUUAAAGCUAGUGAACUCCAGCGCAAAGCAUCUCUGAAAAAGGCACAAGAACCGCCUGUGGAUCUUUUGAGCUUUGAUGAUGAAACGCCUGCUGUUCAGACUCAAAGAGCAGCACCCACGGCAACUCACUUUCAACCAUCAGAAACGCUUGCUGACGAAGACGACGACGACGAUUUCGGCGAGUUUCAAAGCGAUGGCAACGCUCAAACCACCUCCACCACCAACACAACGAACAGCACGAUGGGGGGUAUGGAUUUGUUGAAUUGGGACGCCCCUGCUACAAACAGCAAGCCAAGCUCUGGAACCAAUGGCAACUCAAAAGAUGCAUUUGCGGACCUGUUUUCGUAUUCCAAAAAUCACUCUUGA
Messenger RNA from Lachancea sp. 'fantastica', 1170 nucleotides. NCBI's taxonomy places the organism in Eukaryota, Fungi, Ascomycota, Saccharomycetes, Saccharomycetales, Saccharomycetaceae. The record is from the annotation of a GenBank genome assembly.